Molecule: messenger RNA, 893 nt
Organism: Acaulospora morrowiae
Lineage: Eukaryota; Fungi; Glomeromycota; Glomeromycetes; Diversisporales; Acaulosporaceae
Source: the annotation of a GenBank genome assembly
AUGUCCUCUUCUUACAAGCGCCCAGGGGGAACCACUCAACGUAGUCAAAAUUACUACAAGCGUCCACGAAUGGCGCCCGUAAAGCCACCGAGGAAGCCUUUUUUCGACUAUCGACUCUCUAAGCUUGCAAUUGGCACAUUUGUUUUGGAAAAAAACGGAAUUGAAGAGGAGAAAGGCGACUGCAGGCUUCGUUUCUAUCUUAAUAAUUCAAACGAUCCAUUGUCCAAACAGGAUGCCAUCGCAAUCACUUGGAAUAAUGGCCAAACUCGAAUUAUUUUUGAGAUACCGCAUGUGCAUAAAAUUGCCUUAACUCAAAAAGAUGGAUAUUUUCAGAUCUCUACUGAUGGAGUGGCUCAGUUUGAGAAACUGGAUCAAAAUGGUACAUAUGUGAUCAGUGAAGAGGAUCCAACUUAUGGCCAAUUGACUACCAACCAUGCUAUCGAUUGUUAUGUCGAUAUGGAUAAUCCGGUCACCCAACCAAAAUGGACACAUCAGAAUAUUAACGAAUGGACAAACGAGAACUCAAAAUUUAGGCAAAUAUUGGAGGUUACCGAUGCGGAAAUGUCCAAGACAUUUGAGGACGUAGUGAAUUCAUGGGCCCGCACUUCCAAUCAUGGUUUACUCAGUGAUAGAUUACUUUUUGCUAAGGCACAACUUUGCAAGGUUGAUCGACUCUUUGAGAUAAUCACACGUUUAAUACGCAAAGAAUCCUCCCUUGGACCGGCUAUUGAUGGAUUAACCGUAAUAAUCAAGGAUCUUGCCGAAAAAUGUCAUUUGGAACAUGAAGAACUGGAAAAAAUGAUUGCCCCAGUUGUGAAUACCAUACCAGAAUAUUUGAUUUUGAGAGCUCUGGAGGCUAUGUGGAAGGCUGAAGAAAGAGAGACUGGGGCAAC